Molecule: messenger RNA, 742 nt
Organism: Blepharisma stoltei
Lineage: Eukaryota; Ciliophora; Heterotrichea; Heterotrichida; Blepharismidae
Source: the annotation of a GenBank genome assembly
AUGAAAAGUAUAAUACAGGGGUUUUCCCUAGAUAGUCCUUACAGACUGUGGAUUCUGUUCCGAAUUCUUUGGUUGGUCGAAUUAACAAGUUGGUCCGACCAACGUAGUAAGUCGGUUUGACCAACCAAAAGAUUCCGGAUAGAAUCCACAGCCCUGUAAGGGCUAUCUAGGGGAAACUCCUAUACUUUUUAAUUUGUUUUUGUUGCUUUUUGCAUGCCCUGUAUGAAAAUGCGUAGAAUUGCCAACAGGGAUUUGUGCUUUGUGGACAAAUGAUCUUAUAUUAGUAAAUUCUCAAGAUUGUCCAGAAGAAACUAGCUGCUCAAUUUUGCAAUUAAAAAUCCAAAGAGUGUGGCAAAUGGAAGGAAAAUUAUUAUGCGAAAAACAAAAAGUGCCAACGUAUUCAGAGUCUGUUAACUGUGGGGUUCGAAAUAUUUGGUCAAAGCAUGUACAAGAGCAUCCUAUUCGAUGCCAUUGGGACAUUAAUUGUGAGCUUAUGAAUGAAAAGCAUAGAAAAUGUGUAUGUGCGACUGAUGGGAAUUCAUAUUGCAGCAUUGCUGAGGGCGACCAAGAAUUAGACUAUUAUAAUACAAAUUGUGAGUUCUUGAGCUAUGAAGAAAAUUAUUAUUGGCAUCUUUAUAUUGAACUAUUCCCUUUACUUAAUAAUUUAGAUAAGUGCUUUAGGGACAGAUUUGAAGAGUUUGAGCUGCUGAACUAUUUGAAUAUAACUCAAAAAUCUAUAUAA